Molecule: messenger RNA, 2128 nt
Organism: Ochotona curzoniae (black-lipped pika)
Lineage: Eukaryota; Metazoa; Chordata; Mammalia; Lagomorpha; Ochotonidae
Gene: SPIB
Product: Spi-B transcription factor
Exons: 5
Coding region: 257-1057 (266 amino acids)
Biological process (GO): regulation of transcription by RNA polymerase II; cell differentiation
Cellular component (GO): nucleus
Molecular function (GO): DNA-binding transcription factor activity, RNA polymerase II-specific; sequence-specific DNA binding
Source: RefSeq, a predicted model, not a curated record
AGGCUGUGCUCUCACUUGCCGCCCCCACCGGCUGCCGGGUGCCCACAUCUCUCUGGGGACUUUCUCUCCCUCACUUUCCCUGCCCCCGCCCCCACCCUCUGUCUAUGCAAAUCCCAGGGAGGGGGAACAUUUGCCUGACCCCCACUUCCUGUCCCACUGGGGGAAGCAGUGAGGAUUGGACACAGCAGCCCUUGGCUGGCAGUCGGGGUCGCACCGCACAGCUUGCUGCCCCCAGGCCCCCUCCCCCGGCUUUGACAUGCCCCUGUCUCUCUCCCCCACCAGGCUGGAUGGGCCACACUUCAGCUGUCUGUACCCCGAAGGCGUCUUCUAUGACCUGGACAGCUGCAAGCACUCCGGCUGCCCCGACCCAGAUGGGGUUCCUGACUCCCUGUGGGGCUGGGCUGAGGCCCCGCAGCCCGUGUCCGCCGUGCCCUACGAAGCCUUCGACCCAGCAGCAGCAGCCACCUUCAGCCAUCCCCAGGCCGUGCAGCUGUGCUAUGCACCGUCCCCCUCCAGCUACAGCCCCGCAGGGAGCCUCGAACCGGCCCCCAGCCUCGAGGGGCCCGGCCUCCCCGCCUAUCCCACCUCAGAAGACUUCCCUGGGCAGACUCUGGGCCCCCCGGCGUUUGCCCCGUACCCCAGCCCAGUGCUGUCGGAGGAGGAGGACCUGCUGCUGGACAGCCCAGCCCUCGAGGUUUCCGACAGCGAGGCGGACGAGGCCCUGCUGGCUGGCCCGGAGGGCAGGGGCUCCGAGGCAGGGGCCCGCAAGAAGCUGCGCCUGUACCAGUUCCUGCUGGGGCUGCUGACGCGCGGGGACAUGCGCGAGUGUGUGUGGUGGGUAGAGCCGGGCGCCGGAGUCUUCCAGUUCUCGUCCAAGUACAAGGAGCUGCUGGCGCGCCGCUGGGGCCAGCAGAAGGGCAACCGCAAGCGCAUGACCUACCAGAAGCUGGCGCGGGCGCUGCGCAACUACGCCAAGACCGGCGAGAUCCGCAAGGUCAAGCGCAAGCUCACCUACCAGUUCGACAGCGCGCUGCUCCCCGGCGCGCGCCGCGCCUGAGCCCGGGCCCCCCAGGCUGCGCCCUGGCACCCCCACAUUGGGGGCGGGGGACCGCCGCCCCGCUCAGGGUCCCUGCGGCACUCCCUAGUCAGGCACAGGGUCCUCGGAUCCGAAGAACUUCUAGAGGAUCACCCCCCUUCCCCGUGAGGCCGGAGACCCCCGCCCCGCUGCUAGACAGGGGGACCCCCUCAGUCUCCUCUGCGGUUGGGGGACUCCAUGGGGUCGCAACAUGAGGGGGCCCUGCGGCGGGGGCGUCCUGGCCUCAGUGCUGUGUGAGCCGUGGCUCUCGGGGUCACGGGGGGCGCGCUCCUCACUCCUGCCCGCCGACGCCCCCUCGGCACGUCAGAGCCCCCCACUCCUCCGGAAGCGUCCAGCAGGCCUCUUGUCCGGGUCUCCUCACAGCCAAGGCCCUCUGAGCUUUCGUCUGAAGUCGCAGGGCUGAGCCCUGGUGGGAGUGGAAGGGACUUGCAUUGGGGGUACCCCUGCUUUGGGGGGUACUCUGGCAUCCCACAGCCACAUGGAAGGCGCCCUAGCACCCCAAACAAUGAGGCCACAUCAGGACCCCCUCAGCAGCGCUGAGUUCUCCUGGGGAUCAUAACCUUCUUGGGGUGCCCCCCCUACAGCCCACCACCCCCACCCAGAGACCGGGCAGGCCCUGGGGGGAGGGCAGGGACCUGACACCCCCACACCACGCGGGGAGACUGGCUUGCUGGGACAGGGGACAGGCUGCAGCGGCAGCAGGAAUAAACCUCACCCCUGCACGGCCUGAGGGGAGGCGGGACAUCCAACUGUGGAGUCCAGGUGGGCUGGGGGUCCAGGGUGGACAGAAACCCAGAGCCCGGUCUACCCUCUGAGAAACGGGAGACGCCAAGGAGGGAGACCGCAAAGGCCCUGGCCCCACUCCCCAGUGCAGCUACCCGCCCCCCAAAUCCACUGCAGGGAUGACCAGGACCAGGGGGCAGGGGUGGAGAGGGAGGGCCGUGCGCACAGAGGUGUCCCCUCCAACGAAGGUACUAAUUUCCCAAGCGCCCACUGUCACCCUCUAUCUGAAAUAAACCAAAACACGAGAAA